Bactrocera neohumeralis is the source of this 2073-nucleotide messenger RNA. RefSeq names its product modular serine protease-like. The transcript has 7 exons. Lineage: Eukaryota; Metazoa; Arthropoda; Insecta; Diptera; Tephritidae. Bases 87 to 1844 code for a protein of 585 amino acids. Gene Ontology annotation, molecular function: protein binding; serine-type endopeptidase activity. The record is from RefSeq and is a predicted model, not a curated record. Gene Ontology annotation, biological process: proteolysis.
UCUACUUUCGCUGCAGUACACGGUAGUCGGAAAGCCGCUUAAGCAAACGUGUUAAUCAGUAUUAAAUAUAAAUUGUAUUACAAACAAUGUGGAAAGUUAAAUUCUUCUUAAUAAUAUUACUUUUCUUUGUGAACUGCAUACGAGCUGAUGAUGAUGAAGAAAUAUGCGAUCACGACGAGGGCUUCAACUGUACUGAUGGUUCCUCUGUCGACUGUUUGGAAGUAUGCAAUGGCACAAAGGGUUGUCCAGAUGGUUCUGACGAAUUCUUGUGGAAUGAUAUCACAAAAAGUCCCUGUCUAAACCAGGAGUGUCCCAAUGAUCAUGUGCAGUGUAAUUAUGGCGCUUGCAUUCCAUUAGCGGCCCAUUGUGAUAACAAUUUCGAUUGCGCUGACAAAUCGGAUGAGUGGAAAUAUUAUUGCAACAUACAUAAAGAAAAUCCUGAAGAAUUCAAAUCGUGUGAGUCCGGCGAUUUUAUUCCAAAAAAUAAAUUUUGUAACGGAGAAAUCGAUUGCCCUAAAGAUCGCAGUGACGAAUUUCCACAUUUAUGCAACUUAUGGCCUUGUCCGCUCGAUACGCAUUACCGUUGCGAUUCUGGUGGAUGCAUUCCUCAAACUAAAAAAUGUAAUAACAUAAAAGAUUGUCAUGAUAAUUCAGAUGAGAAAGGUUGUAGUACGAGUAGAAAUGUAAGAAAAAAUCCGGUAUCUACAACACCAAGUCAGGGCUGUCUAAUUAGACGAGAUUCAAAUUAUUAUAUAAAAAAUGAGCUCGAGAAUUAUAUCAUUUAUCCUGAGGAACGAGUUCCCGUCAACACACGCAUUAUUAUUAAAUGUAGAAAUAACUUCGUCUUUCAUGGAAACUACUCCGAACAGAGAAGAGUAUGUGAAAGACAUGGUACAUGGAAUUCCCCACUACCGCAUUGCAUAAAAUAUUGCGAUGAAAGAAUCCUAAGCAAUAGCAAAUCUACAACAGCCCUAUGCUCGUUUCAAGGAUCGAAGGUUGAUUGUAACAAAAUAGUACCUGAUACGAUUGCGAAAGUGUCGUGUGCUGAUAGUUAUAAAAUGCCGGAACAACUAGGCGAUUUUGCUUCCUAUGAAAUGACCUGCAAAACUGAUGGAAAAUGGAGUAAAAGGAAAGCCAAUUGUGAACCGAUUUGCGGUCGUUACGCAUCAGAUAACGCAUCAGUAGCUCCAUGGCACGUAGGUGUCAAAACAGAUUUGAACGAAAGGUGCGGAGGUACUAUUGUCUCUCCAAGUAUUGUGAUAACUGCUCUACAUUGCGUCCAAUUUGAAGAUGAUCCAGCUCUUAGCGUCGACAAAGUUGCCGUGAUAAUUGCGGAGAAUUCAGUCAAUGUGUCGGAGAUCAUCGCAGGAGGACAAAUCGAUGUUGCCCUACUAAAACUAAGCGAAAUACUUACUUUGAGUAAGAGUAUAAGACCGAUAUGUAUAACUGAGAGCGUAUACAUUGCAAGCUCCACAAAAGCAUUUCUUCAUGGUUGGCCGAAAGAUACAAACAAAGUCACAGAUGUAUUUUAUAAAACCGAACUGGAUGUAUUGCCUCCUCAUAACUGCGGCGCCAAUUUGAAUGGAACGUAUAUUUGUGUGCGCCCUGCAUAUAAACUUGACAGAAAUGAAACGCUGUGCGAAGGAGAUAGUGGAAGCGGGAUCAUUGCCGAAAGCGACGGCGUGAACUAUAUAAUUGGCAUACUCAGUUUUAAGCCCGGCCGCAAUGUAAAAUGCACAAACGAGCCUAUUGUGGCCGUCAUGUUUAACCAAAUACCAGACUCACUGAAAACUGGGAUUAGCUCGGACAAAGAACCCUUGUUUGACAUGAAUCUAUCCAUGUAAAUGUAGAAAUCUAAUAGCAAUGUAAAAAUUUCGAAAGUAAAAGAAAUAAAUACAUGGAGUAGCUGUACCUCGGUGUGACCGGCGGUUUAUUAGGAAAACAAAUUGAGUAUUAAAAGUAAAAAUAAUAAAUAUUCUCAUUUUGAAAAGCAAAAUAAUUUUAAUUUGAGUUUUGGAAAGAUUAAUUUACAAAUUUUGAUGACUGGCAGGACGGGAGAUUUGAUUCAACUUA